UCGUCACGUGGAUAUGUUUACGUCUGGAGUCACUUCCGGGAUAGAAUGAUUGGCAGCUGUGUCGUCCAAUCAGAGGCCGAGCCUGCAGUGGUGCAUAUGGCGGAAGUUUGUGCUCAUGAAAGAAGAAGCUAGCGGAGGAUUAAACCUUUACAUACUGUCGGACUUCAAACGGGAUGAAGUCCAUCCUAAAUAUCGACCCCUGUGUGUGUUCCUCUACACGAGGCCUUCACCUGAGGAGUGACGUCACGGCCAGCAGCUGAGGUCCCGUAGGAGACAGAGCUCGAGACAGAAAGAAAGGUGUGACGCCAGCAGACGGCGUGACGACAGCAGGCGGCGUGUCAGGUUUCCAUCCCAGGCCUGUGCGUCUGGUCUUUUGAGUGCUUGUGUUUAUGGUUGUGUGUGUCCUUGAGUGAGAGGCUGCGGGGAGUUGUAAUGUGAUGCCAAGAUGCUGCUCUCCCUGGGAAUGCUGAUGCUGUCGGCCACACAGAUCUACACCAUCUUCACCGUUCAGCUCUUCGCCUUCCUCAACCUGCUGCCUGUGGAGGCCGACAUCGCUGCUUACUCGUUUGACAACAAGACCGAGACCUUCGAUGACCUGCCUGCACGGUUUGGGUAUCGGCUCCCUGGUGAUGGUUUAAAGGGCUUCCUGAUUGGAGCACGGCCAGAAAAUGCAUGCGAGCCCAUCGAGCCCCCUCCGAGGGAUAACCUGACGGGGGCCUUCAUCGUCCUCAUCAGGCGCUUCGACUGCAACUUCGACAUCAAGGUCCUCAAUGCGCAGAAAGCCGGAUACAAGGCGGCCAUUGUUCACAAUGUGGACUCUGAUGACUUAAUCAGCAUGGGAUCCAAUGACCUGGAUAUAAUGAAGCAGAUCGAUAUCCCCUCUGUGUUCGUGAGCGAGCUGACUGCCACCUCUCUGAGAGUGGACUACAUGUACGACAAAGGGGGACAUGUGGUCCUCAUGCCAGACUUCAGCCUGCCGCUGGAAUACUACCUGAUCCCCUUCCUCAUCAUCGUGGGAAUCUGCCUCAUCCUCAUCGUAGUGUUCAUGAUCACCAAGUUCGUCCAGGAUCGACACAGAGCUCGGAGAAGCCGCCUGCGCAAAGAUCAGCUGAAGAAACUCCCCAUCCACAAAUACAAGAAAGGGGACAGCUACGACGUGUGCGCCAUCUGCCUGGACGAGUACGAAGAAGGGGACAAGCUCAGAGUCCUGCCAUGUUCCCACGCCUAUCACAGCAAGUGUGUGGAUCCCUGGCUGACCAAGACUAAGAAGACGUGUCCGGUCUGCAAGCAGAAAGUGGUCCCCUCGCAGGGGGACUCUGACUCUGAUUCGGAGGAAGGGGAGAGCGGCCCCGAGGAGAAUGAGGAGGUUUCGGAGAGCACCCCUCUUCUGCGCUCCCUGGCCUCCACCAGCGCCCACUCCUUCGGCACCAUGUCAGCGGCGUCCCGCUCAGACCCCGAGCAGGAGUCCUCCGAGUACGAGGACGACGAGCUGGACAGCAGCGACAGCGAGGAGGAGGUCACCGUGGAGACCGUGGUGGUGCAGAUGCAGCAGCCGUGCUCUGAAGGUCAGGACCACGAGGAGGACCUGAUCCAAGCCUGACUUAAUGUGGGUCACCGAGUCCCGCCCCCUCUCGUCACAGCUGCAGAGACUUUGUCGGGGUCACCUUCUUCUUCUUUUGUCACCGCUUACGAGACGAUGUAAUAUAUCCUCAUCGUUUAUUUUAACAUGAUUACGGACAAACUGCUGACGGCUCAGAGUCCUGAUCCGCUUCAGAGUCCUGAUCCGCUUCAGGGGAGCUGAUCCGGUCUCACAGAGACCAGAGACACACCUUCACUCAGUAAAUACUCUGUAAAUAAAUAUUACACGCUUCAUCUUUAUGAUUAUUUCAUUACUGUACAGCUUCACUGACUCACCUGGAGACGCUCCUGUAACCAUAGAAACAUUUAAAGAGACAGUAACGUCCAUUUGCCAAUUUGUCUUCAGAUGUACGAAGGAGCGGAGCUGCUCCUCGCUUCUGUGCCACAAAGACCCACAAAGACCCACAAAGACCCACAAAGACCCACAAGAACCAGUCUGGGACACGUGUUCACAGCACUGAAUGUGAUUCUGUCUGCUGGACUGAGUCCUGAUGCCAGUUUAAGAGAGUGUGGAGUCCUGAUGCCGGUUUAAGAGGAGUGUGGAGUCCUGAUGCCGGUUUAAGAGAGUGUGGAGUCCUGAUGCCGGUUUAAGAGAGUGGAGCCCUGAUGCUGGUUUAAGAGGAGUGUGGAGUCCUGAUGCCGGUUUUAGAGAGGGGAGUCCUGAUGCCGGUAUAAGAGAGGGGAGUCCUGAUGCCGGUUUAAGAGAGGGGAGUCCUGAUGCCGGUUUAAGAGAGGGGAGUCCUGAUGCCGGUAUAAGAGAGGGGAGUCCUGAUGCCGGUUUAAGAGAGGGGAGUCCUGAUGCCGGUUUAAGAGAGGGGAGUCCUGAUGCCGGUUUAAGAGAGGGGAGUCUUGAUGCCGGUUUAAGAGAGGGGAGUCCUGAUGCCGGUUUAAGAGAGGGGAGUCUUGAUGCCGGUUUAAGAGAGUUGAGUCCUGAUGCCGGUCUAAGAGAGUCCCGUGUGCUGACCUGUCACCUGGUCUAACAGUUCCUGAUAGCCGGGCCUUGUUUCUAUGACUGACCUUAUUAACAUGUGGUUUAUAAUAACCUGAAGUUUGUUUUGCUCUUUGUUCAUGAACCUCUCGCCUUCUUUCAGGUCAUGUAUUCUGUGGUUAGUGUUUUCCUACUCAUGUAUGUGCUCUUUAUGAAUCCACUUCAAUAAAAUGGAAAUUACACUCAA
This is a messenger RNA of Notolabrus celidotus (New Zealand spotty), 2813 nucleotides long. RefSeq names its product ring finger protein 13 (gene rnf13). Bases 446 to 1600 code for a protein of 384 amino acids. Lineage: Eukaryota; Metazoa; Chordata; Actinopteri; Labriformes; Labridae. The transcript has 10 exons. The record is from RefSeq and is a predicted model, not a curated record. Gene Ontology annotation, molecular function: ubiquitin protein ligase activity; zinc ion binding. Gene Ontology annotation, biological process: ubiquitin-dependent protein catabolic process; protein ubiquitination; positive regulation of DNA-templated transcription. Gene Ontology annotation, cellular component: cytoplasm; nucleoplasm.